AUGGAGCUCUCUCACACGAACCCAGACUUGGUUCCUCAAGAGCUUGGUCUCAGUGCCCUCGCCGGCACAAAGCUUCAUCGCUUCCUUCGAGGUUUCCAGGAAGGCGUUUUCCAAGAGGAGGUGGAUGAAUUUGUGAAGCGCCAUGCCUCUCACUUUGCGGUCGUUUGCCCAGAUGGCUCGUUUCCAUUGCUUUGGAAGCAGCUUCACGAUGAGUACAAGGAGCUUUUCGAUCAGCAGCUGGAAGCGAUUCUUUGGUUUCAGGAUAGUGACAAGGACUCGUUUCUUACGGCCUGCAGUCGACUACGCGCGGCUUCUGCUGGCCUCGAUCAGGAUUCCCUUCUGCCCGACAUCUUCCCAGAUGACGCAGCACAGCCAGGCUUUCGCGAUCUGAGGGUCGCCGACUUCCGCGCUUUCAUGCCCGGAGCCCAUGAGUCUAGGGUGCAGGGUUUGGGGAGGGAUUCCAAGGGCUCCAAAAUUGGGAUGGAUGUAGCUGGCAAAAUCCCGAAAAAUGAGUCCUGA
Molecule: messenger RNA, 519 nt
Organism: Symbiodinium sp. CCMP2592
Lineage: Eukaryota; Dinophyceae; Suessiales; Symbiodiniaceae
Source: the annotation of a GenBank genome assembly